ACAGGUACAGUCAUACAUACAUGCUCGUUCAGGGAGGGCGUGCGCGCAGAGGGUGGAGUCACUGCUCUUCUUCUCCUUACAGAUCCGCGCUGGAACGAUUCGAGGAGUGGCGGAACCAAGCAGCAUGUAGUUGCGUCACAUUCCAUUUUUGUUGUCAUUUUUGCAGCUGUUGUGGUUCCAAAACGCUCAGAGAAGAGUUUUGACUCCGGGUACCCAUGGAGCGCACUGUGCUGGCUGCUGCGCGCGUCCAUCCCGCACCCAGAGCUGCGCGUAAAAGCGAGUGGCUCCGGAGCGCGCUGGCCCACCAUCACUGCCCUGACGUAGGCGCAGAAAAUGAGAUAGUCGUCCUGGCCACCGGCAUAGACCAGUACCUGCAGGAGGUCUUCCACCACCUGGCCUUUCCUAACCAGGAGGACUCGGUGUCGGGGGAGGACUUCGCAGCUCUGUGCGCGGUGCUGGGACUGGACGCAGCGAGGACGGACAUGGAUGAGGAGUUCAGGGACGUUUGCGCCGCUCUGCCCGAUCAGAUGUCCUUCAAGGAGUUUCACUCGCGCCUCUGCGCGUUUUUCCGCGCGCGCACCGCCGCGCAAAGCGCAUGGCGCCUGCCGGUGUCUGAGGACACGGAGCUGGUGGAGAGGCAGAUCCGGCUCCGCUGGCCCCGGUACAGACGGAGAAAGUGCGUGAGCUUCGAUCUGACGAGAGAUCAGAGCGGAGCCGUGAACAGAUCCAUGAAGCAUCGAACCCCCGAGCAGGUCCACGAGCCAGAAGAGGUUGCAGCUCUCCGGGAGCUGGUGGAGGACCUCCGCUCGGCUCUUCAGGGGAGCGACGCUCGCUGCCUGGCCCUGGAGGUGGCCCUCAGGCGGGAAAGGAGCAGCAGGAUCACUUUUCCAUCCGACUGCAAAUCUCCCGAAUCAUACGAUGCCUCGGUAAAACCGAACCCAGCUCAGAGACUUCAGCUGCACCACAGUGGAGCUCAGAGGGAUGGAGCUAAGGAGGCGCAGCGCAGAUGGAAUGACGGGGACCCCGUUCUCCGAGAGCUGAAGCUGAUUCGAUCCUCGCGUGACGGGCAGCUGGAAGAGGCCAUCAAAUUCAACCAGCGUUUGGAGGAGGAGCUUCACUGGGCGUAUCAGGAGGUGCGCAAGCUGCAGGCAAUGGAGUCCUCACUGAGGAAGGAAAACAUACAAAUCAGGAGGCGAGCGGAGAAGGCCAGAGAGGCUCUGAGGGUGGGGCUGCAGAGGGUUCGGCUGAUCCAGGAGCAGGCCCAGGCUGUGCCGCAGCUGCAGUCCCGGAUCAGCCAGCUGGAGGCAGAGCUGUACAGGGGGCGCAACACCAGCAACACCCCAGAUCACUCUGAAGACUCCUGCAACCAGACGGAGAAGCAUCCGGAGGUUCUGCCUCCAGAGGCCGAGUGUCUGCAGCGCGCCGUGGAAGGAAGAGCUGCGUCUGAUGAAGAGGAGGACGACAGGGGCUUGAAGGAGGUGAAGAGGCAUGCCUGCCAUCUGCUUGGCUGUGGAAAAGGCUGUCAGAACAGCGCUGCCCAUCAGUUUCUGUCCCAAAGUCAUGUUCAGGAGAAAAACAGUGAGCAUCCUGACAAGGACAGCAGGAGCUGCUGUAGUCGGAUGGAGCUACUCAAGAAGAAACCCGACGUCAGCUGUGACAAAGACAAGAGGUCAGACAGGCUGCAGGACAAAGAGAAAACACGACUGGAAGACAAAUUCAGGGACUCUUUGUCUCUGCUAUUGCAGUUUCAUAACCAGAAAGCGUCCUGCAGAGUCCUGGAGAAGCUUGUGACGGACAGCCUAGAGGUGUGCAGCAGGAGUGCAGGUGGACGUCUGAUGCCUCCAGUUUGUGCCUAUUUGUCCGUAUUUGUCCUAACCCUUGUCCUCCAUCCUUCACGUGUAGGACCGUGACAGCUCACACAGGCAGCCAACGGCCUCUGCACCCACCUGACCUACAGUGACCUCCACCUAAACCUCCAACCUUCAACUUUCUGCUUAAAUGUGCUAACUAGCAUACCAAAUUUAUUUAAUAUAGCUGUGGCUUUGUAAAAUUCUGACCGAAUUCCCUCACUACUAGAUUAGGAGUUUGACAUUUUUCCAUGGCAUACGAUUCUACAAAUCCUAACUGUGUUAAAGGUUUAGUCCCACACUAUGUAGUCUUUUAUGAGUAGUAGUGAGAAAAUUUGGACAUAGACCUUUUGUUAUAAUGUAACUUUUUAUAACUUGAAAUCUUAAGUGAUGUGUAUUUUAUAUGAAACAUUUUCCUCAA
Molecule: messenger RNA, 2268 nt
Organism: Oryzias melastigma (Indian medaka)
Lineage: Eukaryota; Metazoa; Chordata; Actinopteri; Beloniformes; Adrianichthyidae
Product: EF-hand and coiled-coil domain-containing protein 1
Exons: 8
Coding region: 216-1910 (564 amino acids)
Source: RefSeq, a predicted model, not a curated record